This is a messenger RNA of Perkinsus marinus ATCC 50983, 828 nucleotides long. RefSeq lists its product as hypothetical. NCBI's taxonomy places the organism in Eukaryota, Perkinsozoa, Perkinsida, Perkinsidae. The record is from RefSeq and is a predicted model, not a curated record. The transcript has a single exon. Bases 1 to 828 code for a protein of 275 amino acids. Gene Ontology annotation, molecular function: protein binding.
AUGGCUCUGAAUAGUAGCGCUGAUAACUAUGGUAGUGAUAUCAAAAUGGUCGUAUGGUCGUACUUGGCACAAUCUGGCCUUCCUACUCGGUUGCGCCCUGUGAAGCGGUAUUUAGACAAGUAUCCUGACGUUCCCACCCUCAUAGGGUCUUUCACAUUCAAGGACGGCUCCAUUGGUAGAUUCCGAGCGACGACAGGAGAGCUUCUCAGUCGUACAUAUAUCAAUGAUGAGGGGGACGUUGUCCACGAGCUCCAUGAUGAUCCCGUGUACGACCUGUUGUUCCCAGCCAACACUGUACGGAAUGCACCUCGGACGGUGUUCUCAGCAAUACAGCGUCAACGCGGAACUAUCGUGUGUGAUACUUUCAGCUGUAGAGUGACUGAAGUCAUCGAUGGUGGCUCUGUAUGUCUCUACGACACUGUUGAUUCUUCCUCCUCCUCCUCUCCACGGUUGGCUUUCCCCUCGGACGCCGUUCUCGUCGAUGACAAGUUCAUUUUGGUAGCCGAUACUUCGAAUAACAGAAUUGUGCAGUUUGAUACUGAGCAUCCCGAGAGCCCAGGUGAAGUCGUUUUGAGCGGUUUGUGCAGGCCGACUUGCCUCGCUUUUGAUGGUCAUCUUUCGAUGCUUUACAUCGUCCUCCUCACCACACAGGUCUUUGCUUGGAGAUACGGCACACCCUCGCACAAUCUGACUCAACUCGACAAGAACGCUAUCGGCCGGGAAGCCUCGAUUCAGCAGUUGGAUGCAAUAGGCUCUGGCCGUCUCCUCGCAAGCAUGCGUUUCGGUGGCAAUAAUGUUGCCGUUAUUUUGGAACCGGAUUUCGACUGA